Mya arenaria is the source of this 2437-nucleotide messenger RNA. RefSeq names its product SUMO-activating enzyme subunit 2-like. The record is from RefSeq and is a predicted model, not a curated record. Gene Ontology annotation, biological process: protein sumoylation. Gene Ontology annotation, cellular component: SUMO activating enzyme complex; cytoplasm. Gene Ontology annotation, molecular function: SUMO activating enzyme activity. Lineage: Eukaryota; Metazoa; Mollusca; Bivalvia; Myida; Myidae. Bases 16 to 1914 code for a protein of 632 amino acids. The transcript is spliced from 17 exons.
UUGAACAGUUUCAAAAUGGCUGCGUCCAUGGUCGGAAUUUUGGAUGAAAAUGUCCGAGAAAAAGUAGCAAAUAGUAAAGUCCUCGUCGUUGGCGCCGGCGGUAUUGGAUGUGAACUGUUAAAGAAUUUAGUGCUCACUGGGUUUGUGGACAUUGAAACGAUUGAUCUGGACACGAUUGAUGUGAGCAAUUUAAACAGGCAGUUUUUGUUUAGGAAAGAACAUGUCGGCAAGUCUAAGGCACAGGUGGCCAAAGAGAGUGCUCUGCGGUUCAAUCCAGACGCCAAGAUCAUUGCCUACCAUGAUAGCGUUAUGACCACAGAUUAUGGCCUUGGUUUUUUCAAGAAGUUUGAUGUUGUCCUGAAUGCCUUAGAUAACAGAGCUGCCCGUAACCAUGUGAAUAGGAUGUGUCUAGCAGCUGAUAAGCCUCUAAUAGAAAGUGGAACGGCAGGCUAUCUCGGUCAAGUCUCUGUCAUUAAAAAGGGUCUGACAGAAUGUUAUGAGUGCAUACCAAAGCCUCCCCAAAAGACAUUCCCCGGCUGCACAAUCCGAAACACCCCUUCCGAGCCAAUACAUUGUGUCGUUUGGGCUAAACACUUAUUCAACCAGCUGUUUGGUGAGGAAGAUCCGGACCAGGACGUCUCCCCGGACACAGAGGACCCUGAACUCACAGCCAAAGCAGGCCAGAAUGCCCUAGAUGGAGAAGCUAAGGCAGGGGGCACAGGGGGCCUCCACCGUGUGUCCACACGGGCAUGGGUAGAGGAGAUCAAAUACGAGCCAAAGAAGCUGUUUAACAAGAUGUUUCGAGAUGACAUAAAGUACCUGUUGUCUAUGGAAGCCUUGUGGAAGAAGAGACGGGCCCCUACCCCCCUUGACUGGGACAACCUGCCGAAUACAGUUGAUGGUGCGCGUCCGCAGGGUGUCAUACAGGAUCAACGACAGUGGUCUAUGCAGGAGUGUGCAGACGUGUUUGCCCGCAGUAUUGAUGCUCUUAAGGGUGACCUGGCUGGCCAGGGGGACGGAGGGAUGUUGGUCUGGGACAAGGAUGAUGAUUCAGCCAUGGACUUUGUUGCUGCGGCAGCCAACAUCCGGGCACAGAUCUUUGGCAUUGCCUUCAAAACAAGAUUUGACAUUAAAUCAAUGGCAGGGAACAUCAUACCAGCAAUAGCGAUGACCAAUGCCAUCAUAGCAGGCCUUAUUGUCAUGGAAUGCCUGAAGAUUUUGAGUGGAAACAUCGAAAAGUGCAAUUCUAUAUACCUGAACCGACAGCCCAACCCACGCAAGAAGCUGUUGAUCCCUUGUGCCCUGGAUAAACCAAACCCAAAGUGUUACGUGUGCGCCCCGAAACCAGAGGUCACUGUCGUCCUUAACACAGAGAAAAUCACUGUCAAAACAUUAGAGGAGAAGGUUUUGAAAGUGGCUCUUGGUAUGGUAGCCCCGGACGUGGAAAUAGAGGAUGGAAAAGGCACUAUCCUGAUAUCCAGUGAAGAGGGAGAAACAGAAGAGAACAAUGAGAAAUUGCUGAGCAACUUCAACAUUGGGAACCACACUAUACUGAAGUGUGACGACUUCCUACAGAACUAUGAACUCAACGUCAUCAUUGUCCAUCAGGAGAAGCUAGAGGAGGAUCAGGAGUUUGUUGUGGUGGGUGACAUCUCUGAGUUGCAAGCCAAGGCAGGGGCGGAGGCAGAUGAGAAGACAGCCGGCGAGGAGAAUGGGGGUGACAAGGAAAAGUCGAAAGAAAUAGUUGUAGAGGAAGACGAUCUGAUGAUAAUAGAUGACGUCGAGGAGUCACAGCAGACGAAAAAUGAAGUGGCAAGCCGUAAACGUAAAAUGGAUGAGGUUGAGGAGUCGCCAAGCUCAAAGAAAAAACGUUUUGAAGUUGGAGGUGAUGAUAAUGAUGUGGUUGUGUUAUGAGACGGAGCAGACACAUGAGCUAUUAGGAUUAUUUUGGAGACAAUAUGAUAAAAGAUAAAUGAACAAAGACUUGUACUGAUCUGAGUGUUGAAUUUUUGGGCCCAAAGGGGGGGGAUGUGCAAAUAUUGAUGAUUGGAUACUAAAAGUAUGCUUGUGUAUUUGUACAAUGAUGUAACAGCAAGAAAUAGAAUAUUGUCUUUUAGUGCUAUUACUUCUAGCGAUUAUGCCAUAGUUGAUAAAGUGGACAGGAAUGGUCAGAACACUUAAUAUCUGAACUCGAAUCUUACUAAUCAACGCUACAAAAAAAUUGAGAAUUUUCUUUGCUCAGAAACAAUUUAUUCUAUGUUGUAUAUAGGUACACUCUAGGAUGCAAAUAUGUUUUAUUGAUGUUUAAAACUCAGUCAUGAGUGUGCUAUGUGAGGUGUGUCUACAAUUUUCAGGUAAACCAUAUGGAUCAUUGGGAAACUCAAAGUUAGUGUUCAUGUUAGUGUGCUAUGUGAUGAAUAAAUCAUGUCCAGUUAAA